UCAGGGGUGGUGCAUCCGCAUUAUCUCUUUCUCUAAUCUAUUCCAUAAACACCACGACGAAACACACACACAGGUCGGUCCUUCGACGUGUCGUCAAUCUGCAGCAGUUAGUUGAUGUGCGAUUUAGGGUUCAUAAUCAUAAAUCGGACAUAAAUCAUCACAUAGAUCUGAUCUAAGAGGUGAUCAUAUCCUUGUGAAAAAGUAAAUUUGCUACCUCAUUGUACGAUCAAAAUGUCUUCCGCUCAAGAUCCAUUUUAUAUUGUGAAGGAAGAAAUUCAAGAAUCUAUCGACACGUUACAGGGUACGUUUCACCAAUGGGAACACAUCCCUGUAGCAAGCGCGGAGCAAACCCGACUUACAAAAGAACUACUUUCCAGUUGUGAGAGCAUUGAAUGGCAGGUGGAAGAACUUGAAAAGGCUAUUUCCGUAGCAUCUAGAGACCCCGCUUUAUAUGGAAUCAAUCAAGCAGAGCUUGAUAGAAGGACUAAAUGGACAAGAACUGCUCGAACUCAAGUCGGAAACGUUAAGAAAUCAGUGACCGGAAGUGGCUAUUCUACGUCGCGUGGAAUGCGUGAAGAACUAAUGAGGCUGCCAAACACACGUCACCAAGAUCAGGCUAGUCAUUAUGUUGAAGACAAUGAUGAUUUUAUUACUUCAGAAUCCGACCGUCAGAUGCUUCUCAUCAGGCAACAAGACGAAGAGUUGGAUGAGCUGAGUGCAAGUGUGGAACGUAUUGGAUCUGUCGGGCUCACGAUACACGACGAACUCCACACACAGGAGAAACUUAUAGAUGAAUUGGGCUCGGAGAUGGACAGUACAACCAACCGUCUUGAUUUUGUCCAGAAAAAGGUGGCGGUGGUUAUGAAGAAGGUUAGCGCGAAAGGCCAAAUGAUGAUGAUCUUGUUCUUGAUCGUUCUGUUUAUCAUAUUGUUUGUGUUGGUUUUCUUCACCUAGGUCUACUGAGGUUAAUAUUCGUUUGUGCAUGAGCUUUGUCAUAUGGAUUUGGGUUUUAAAAUAAACACACUGUUAUAGUACGGAGCAAAUUUUGAAACCAGGACUUAUGUAUAUUGUAUAGUAAUACUAGAUUAUAUACCCGUGAACUUCA
Messenger RNA from Helianthus annuus (common sunflower), 1105 nucleotides. Its product is annotated as syntaxin-61. Gene Ontology annotation, cellular component: membrane. Gene Ontology annotation, biological process: intracellular protein transport; Golgi vesicle transport. The transcript has 8 exons. Lineage: Eukaryota; Viridiplantae; Streptophyta; Magnoliopsida; Asterales; Asteraceae. Bases 232 to 954 code for a protein of 240 amino acids. The record is from RefSeq and is a predicted model, not a curated record. Gene Ontology annotation, molecular function: SNAP receptor activity.